Porites lobata is the source of this 15314-nucleotide messenger RNA. The record is from the annotation of a GenBank genome assembly. NCBI's taxonomy places the organism in Eukaryota, Metazoa, Cnidaria, Anthozoa, Scleractinia, Poritidae.
AUGGCGAUGUCUACUCUCUGCAGAGCUGGGGUACUUUUGAGGUCUUUUUAUCCUGUUUCUAAUGGUUUUUCUUGUAAGACUUCUUUGUGGAAAAAUGCCUUAAUUGUACGAGCUUGUUCUGGGGGAUCUGGAAGCGUUUUGCAGCGAAUCGAAAAAAAGCAAGAUGAAGCUGUUGUUGGUGGUGGCCAGAGGAGGAUAGACGCCCAACACCGAAAAGUAAGAUCAGAAAAUUUAAAACCUUGAGUACUUUCCAUUUUCUAGAGCUUCAAAGAUGUUGUAAAUUCAGACCGGCAUCGCAGCAUUACAACUCCAAGCCUUUAACAAGUUAAAACCGGCUGAAGUUAUACUCUUUCCAUAACCAAUGCCUUGGGCCGUCGUAGGGGGGAGUGGGGUAAGGAGGGUGGGGGGGGGGGUGCAGGUACCAGCUAAAGAAGGUGGCAGUAUAACUAGUAAGUAUUCACCUAGUACACAAAGUGUUGUAAGUCAGAGUCAAUUCCCAACUGACUUACAUGCAGGGGGAAAGCCCUGGUGAUUUUUUUAUUUCUUUUAGCUCAGACUUAUUUUGGCAGGCUAGGGAUAAUUUGGCCUAACUUUGUUUUACCUCACAAUAACUCUUAUAGCUAAGUCUCUUGGGCUCCUUAUCAAACAACAAAGUAUGUGAAUAGAGUCUGGAUUUAGUGCAAAGUGUAUGCUUCAUGAAUGCCUGGUGCUGGGUGAAAUUCGUAGAUUCCAUCCCUCAUUAUUUGCAAGUUAAUGUAUAUGCCACCCCUCCCCCCAUUUUAAGACUGGGAGGUCUGAAUAAAUAUGAUGUUGACAAGCCAUAUGCAUCUAUUAAUGAAAUAUUAUAUAACCGGCUUUAUGAGUACUAGCAAAGAUAAGAUGAAUCCUGUGUCCUGAUCAGUUCCCUGAGUGGACAAGACUUAAUAGGCAUCUUUUGUCUGCUCAGGAUUGGCCUCCACUUUGUCCUGCAAGAAAAGAGUUUUUUUUUUGUCAUAAAAUAAACUUUUUCUUGUUCAGUCACAAUGGAUGAAUAUUGGCCUUGCUUUUUUUCUUUUUGCAUUUUUGUCAAUCAGUCUCAACUUCUUCUUGGUUCAUAAAGCCUUAGGCUAGCCUGCAAAUACAGUUGUUUCUCCUUGCUCCUUGUUGCUAGGGACUUUUCAUCACAAGGAACGUCAGUGCUUCAGUGACAGAAAUUCCUUACUGAUGACAUAAAUCAAUGUUUAUACGAUAAUAAAUCCAGUAGUCAUGGGGCUCCAAAUGUAUAUUUGUUUGAUUUUAUGUUUUUUUCGGGUGGGUUAUGGUAAGUUUUGUGUUCUACUGCAAACAAGCUCCAGUUUUUUCUAAAGAAGAAUAUAUUCCUGAAAUAUAUGCUGUUUUGUAGUAGAUUCAUCACAUUUACAACCCUGACCUUGCGGCCUUACGUCUUUUGUCUGUCAUUCGGCCCGAGAUCAGGCCAAAAUUUGCGAUAUCCACAUUUUUCAAGAAAUCAUUUUACUGUAACUCAGCAUCAUGUCGUUGCUUUGAACACAGGGAAAGUUGACUGCAAGGGAAAGGAUCAAGUUACUGUGCGACCCAGAAUCGUUUGUUGAAUAUGAUAUGUUUGUGGAGCACAACUGCACUGAGUUUGGAAUGGAAGAUCAGAAGGUCAGAGGAACUGAUAAUGUUUUAUCAAGCUAACAAUGAUAAAGAAUUUUUGUUUAGUUGUAAUGACUACAAACUGACAUACAUGUACACAUAAGAUUACAUAGCUGUACAUAAAAUUAUUGAUAAUGCGUAUUCAUAAAUUUCUGGAAUCUUUAUACAUAUAUAGUUGAGCUAACUGCAUGAACAAUGCAAAGAACAGAAUAUGAACUGUGUGAAACUGAUGCGCUAUCAUUAACUUUAUUAAUGUUUUAGUUCACUGGUGAUAGUGUUGUGACUGGACAGGGGACAAUCAAUGGACGAGUCUGCUUCCUGUUUAGUCAGGUAAGAUUAUUGUCAUGUUCUAUGCAGUAAAUGAGCUAUAUCACCCAUGUUGCCAUCAGUGUCAAUAUUAUUAAAUUGAGCUGAAAACUUUUAAGCAACGGUGGUUAAGCCAUAUUAACAUUAGCUUCUAGUGGCUUGCAGUUCUUCAAAAUAUUUCCUGUUAAUGACAGGGCUGUCAUUAAGUUUUGAGGCAGCCGUAGCAAAUGAAGAUUCACCCGAGACAUCGCACAAAAAUUUAUAGUGCCACUGUUAGCUUUCCACUUUGAUCACCUGUAACAUCAAGACGUUCAGCCGUAUCAGGUGUAAUGGGUUAUGACCCUUCAUGACAGCUCUGAAUGAGGUAGCCCACCUUGUGUCUUGCUGCAAGGGGCAAUUUUCUCUCAGUGCUGUCACUAUAUACAUGUAUUAAUUAAGGGCUAGCCGGGGCAGCAAGUUUCUCUGGCUUCUAUGAGCAUGACCUGCGACUACUUUCAUAGGAAACCAAAAAAAUAUUAGAACUAAAAGAACCCCUAGAAUUACCUUCUAAUAAUUGCAGUUACACAACAACUAAAGAAAUUGGACCUUGUUGAUUUGUGCAUUAGCAUCACUGGUAGUAGCAUAGGCCAAGUUAAAACUGUUUUGUAAAAGCUUUCUUGGCCAAAUCCACAAUCGUUGCAUUUCCCCUUGCCAGUCGGCCAAAGAAGCGUGAGAACGUUGGAGCGCUGAUAUUUAUCUUAUAGUCCAUGUGUUGUUACUGUUAUUCACUUAUUGUUUCAGUUGCUCAGACAAGGUUGUUAACCCUUUCACUGCCAGAGUGGAUGAUGGAGUUUGUUCGGUGGUUCUAACUUUUAUGUCUGUGGACAAAAUCCUAUGCUGUGACCAUUCAAAUUAAAUCUCUUUGGAAGUAAUUUCAUGUGGUGUUAUUUGCUUUAAAAAUAUUUUACAAAAUGAAAUUUGGGAUUUUUGUUGAAUUUGCCUUUGGUCAUAUUUGACAGUGAAAGGGUUAAUGGGCGAUUCCAGAAAAUAUCCAUACCAUACCACGGACAGCUUUAAGGAUUUCCGAAGGGGAGGGGGGAUUCACGAUUAUGGAAUUCUGAAGGCAUGGGGGGUAUUUACGAUUUGAAAUCCGAAGGUAUGGGGGAAUUCCACAGGUGGGAUUUCUGGAGUAGAAAGUGUAGAGUAAGUUCCUGGAAAACGCUAUUGUUGUGGACUUUUGUAGUUCGUAAAUAAACCACGAACGUAUGACCGCGGAAGCAGAAGACAAGCAUCGAUAGAUCAGACUCGUGUUUCCGCUCAUAACUUAUAGAAGUGAACAAUAAAACGUUGGUUUCACAUUUACUUUGAUGAAUUUCUUGUCACGUGAAUAAAAACUGAAAAUGUAUCUUUUAAUGCAAAUGCAAAUUUUUGCAAAUUUCUUGUUACUCCCGUCCGAAACCGUCCGAUAAACAGUAAAAAACUCGCACCAGUCCCUCACUUCCAAGGAACGCCUGUCAGAUUAGAACGCUUUUCGUGCGCACUACAUGACGUAUAAAAGGAUGCAACACGACUCGACGGUGUAUUUGACCGCCAAAAGAUUUUAACAGUCUGUUUGAGCUAUUUUCCUUUGUAAACGUCAAAACAGCACAAAAAAACAAAGAGGAGUAAAAUUACCUUAAGUGGUGUUUAUUUUUAUAGCCAAAUGCGGACUUAAAAAGGAGUUUGCACGGCCUGGCAACUAGCGUAGGUUUUUCUUGUCACUGAAGAGUAAAGCUUGUCACCUGGCGCCGCUAGAUCACAGCCUUGAGGAGGCAUAAAUUCAUGUUCGUUUGUUCUUAUAGGCGUUGCUAAGUCGAAAAUGUACUUCCAAAAAAAACCGGAAAUUCUGAAGGGGAGGGGGGAUUCACGACUAUGGAAUUCUGAGGGCAUGGGGGGGUAGCGCAUUUUGGAAUUUCCGAAGGCAAGGGGGGGUUAAAACAUGGAAGCCGUCCGUGGUUGGGUAUGGAUAUUUUCUGGAAUUGCCCAAUGACAAACAAAGCAUGUUUUUUCCCAAAGCAGGCCGAGGUCACAUAUUGAAAUUUGUUUACGGUAUUUGUAAAAAAUCCCUUUCCUUGCUUUUUAGGAUUUUACUGUAUUUGGUGGAAGCUUGUCCAGUGCUCAUGCAAGAAAAAUUUGCAAGGUACAGUACAGUACAGUUAUAGAUCCCUUCAGUAACUGUGAAUUGGACUUGUUUUUCUCAUUGAUAGAUAGCAUCCUACCAAAUGAGCAACUUACAUGUUAGUUGUCAGACUUUUGUUGUGAAACUCAUUCUUUGAAGGACAUCAUGUAAUCUGACAGUCUGAAAAAUGUCACGAUGAACAGCUUCUGAAGUAGGUUGAGUUAAUGGUUGUCUGCUGAACGUAGUCCUGAAUAGGACUGUUGUUGUUGACAGUGACUGACUUUUGGACAACCUGUGCGGUAGUCAUCUUCAGAGUCAAAGUGGGUUGAAUCAUGUUGACCAGCUUCAUUGGCCAUUUGUCAUAAUAUGCUGAGAAGUGAUGUUUUUCAGUCGGUGACAUAGGUGGCUCAGAGAAAGAAAUCUGAGCUUACCCAAUAGACUGUGAGCUGUCCUUCAGGAUAGUCGCAUUAGCGAGGAAAUCGAGCAAAGCAAAUGAAAAAAACAUUGGUUGGAUGAAUCAAAACUGGGGAGGAGGAGGCACCCCUCUGCUGCUGAAUCGUCAUGCCCUCUCUCACUCCUCGAUCUACUGCAGUCCAUUUACCCAACAUGAGUACGAUCUUCUGGUAACUAGUCCAAAUGUUCUAGCAGCCUUGGUAACAGAAGACUCAUUAGUGUCAUUUAAGUAGGUUCAAGUGACAAACAUCUCACAUACAUAUUGUCCUGUCGGAAGGGAAUAUCAAAAGAUGGUGAAUAUGGAAGAUUAUUAUGUCAUGGGUGCUCAGAAAAAAAGGGAAUUUUCAGUGCUUGAUUAGUUGGCAUUCUUUCCAUGAAGCUCAGUGCUACAGUACAAAUUUGCAUUUGGGAACAUUUGGAAGGACCUGUUAGUGUUCUGGUUUUUAUUGAAAACUGUAGGAUUUUUAAUUUAAAUCAGGUAUUUAGAAGUUAAUCUGCAAGUAAAAAUUCUUGUUUUUUAAUACUUAACAAUAUAAUUUUAAGGGCCUUCUUUGCCUUCCAGUCUGUACUUUAUAACUCUUUUUUUAUUAUUGCUAAAUUCUCUUGAUUUUUGCUAGUGUGUGUUUCAUUUUGCAAGUAAUAAUUAUUUUUACUUUUCAUGAAAAAGUGAUUUUUGCUAAUCAUCUAAAUAAUUAACAAAAAAGGAACAUUAAUCAUGCACAACAACUGCUGUAAUCAUGCACCCUUGUAACCCCAGGUUAUGGACAAAGCGAUGUUAGUGGGUGCCCCAGUGAUUGGUUUGAAUGACUCAGGUGGAGCACGCAUCCAAGAAGGUGUGGAAUCACUGGCAGGCUAUGCUGACAUUUUCCAGCGUAAUGUGAUGGCAUCAGGAGUUAUCCCACAGAUAUCUCUUAUUAUGGGACCUUGUGCUGGAGGUGCUGUUUAUUCCCCUGCUAUCACUGACUUCACAUUCAUGGUGAAGGUGAGUAAACUAACAAAUGAUGGUUUAUUUAUAAUGGUGUACAUGUAGGUACACAUGGUUGUUCUUAACACCACUUUCCGGAUCAAAAUUGAGUAAUUUAUAAAUGUAGGGUUAGGGUGAUUGACACUUUCGCAGGGUACCCAAAUAGCGCAUGCAUACACAAGCAGAGUCCGAUACACUGUACCAAUCAACAGUGAGUGGAAAAUAAUUUAUUGUGGUAUAUGCAUAGCCUGUAGAGCUGAAAAUUAAUGGCAAACAGUCACUCAGGGUUCGCACAGUCUUCAAGAGUCCUUGAAUUCCAUUUUUCCUUGAAAAGUCCUUCAUUUUCCGUGCUAAUCUGUGAAUAGUCCUUGAAAUUUCUUUAACUUUCAAUGUAGUGGCCUGGAAAGUGUUUUUUAAAAUGCUUUUUGGUUGUCCAAGACAGGAUAAAUCAAAGCCCAGAGAAGUUAUAGGAUUACAAACACUGUCCAGUCAAUUAUACUUGUUUAAAAACAGGCAUUGCCUUCUUUAUUCUUUUAUAGGAUACAUCAUAUUUGUUUAUUACAGGACCAGAUGUAGUGAAGGUAAUAAUACAAGUAAAAUUACAUGUAUUUUCCAAGAAGCCUAAAGAUUAAGUUCAUCAUGGUUCUUUGAGUAAUUAUUCCUGGGCUAAAAGCUUUCCAUAAAAAUUAAUAUUAUUUCUAGUAUUAGAUCAGUUGAUGUAAAUUAUAAUUGCAAAAUGUUGUGCACAUGUGCACCAGCAGACAGCUGGGCUUAUUUAAGGUGCAUUUUUGAUACUUAUUCAAGGGUUGUAACACUGUAAAUCCUCUAUUAAGCCCCCCUCUCAAGUAAGCCCCCUCUCUCUAAUAAGCCCCACCUUUUCAGGGGAAGAAAGGUAAUAAGCUCCCUCCCCUUCCCCAUAUUAUUCUUCACAGAUAAAUGAUAGACUCCAUUAAUCAAUCACAACUGUAAAACUUCAUUUGGACUGAUCCAGGAUUUUUAUUCACCAACUAGAAGUGCAAAUUUGUUUUUGAACCUCUGCUGCGUGACCUCCAACGUCUUGUACUUGAGCUUUUUCAGUUUGUAUUCUAGUUAUUUAUGGACAUCUGACACCAUUGCCUUUCUAAAUUUAAUAAGCCCCCUCAAAUGUAUUAGAAAUAAAUAAGCACUUCAUGGGGGGCUUAAAAGAGGAUUUACAGUAAAAACAUUAGUUCCAUUAACUUUCCUUAUUUUAUUUUCUUGUUACAGUCAAAUCCUGUUAAUUGGGGUGUUUAUGAGGUGUCUGUAUUUGAAAGGGGUUUGUAAAUUGGGGUCUGAUUAUUGUUUUUACCAGACUGUUACUCAAGAAGAUGUGACACAAGAGGAACUAGGAGGAGCUAAAACCCACACCUCUGUAUCAGGAGUUGCUUGUGGUGCCUUUGAAAAUGAUGUUGAAGCUUUGGCAACGUAAGUAAUAAUAAUAAUAAUUUAAUAAUAAUAAUAAUUAUAAUAGUAAUAAUAAAUAUUUAUAUAGCGCCUAUACUUUUCAGUGCUCAGCGCAAGUACACUGAGCACAGCAUCUCAAGUCUAAGAAAGUCUCUCGAUGUAGGAGAUGGUUGGGUUUAAAUCCACUCCUAUAGGCCACAUUCUGAAAAUCUGAAUAGUAGUGAAGGACAUUGCAUCAUCAGUGCUUUCCUCACUUAAUUUGUUAUUUUUUAAGCAUUCUGAACUCUAAUUCUGCAUGGCCUUGUAAAUAAAUUAUUGAAGCCUGAAUUUUUACAUGUCUUCUCUUUGCGACAGUAUUAAGUUGCAUCUUUAACUGGGAUGAUCUUCUUUGUAUUUAUUUCUCCAUUCCAUGGUUCAACAUGUAGCUCAGUCACCUUUUAACAUUGACUUUGUAUUGGCAUUUUUCCAUCUGUCUUAAAUAGUUUUUGUAGCCUGCACUCAAACCCAAGGGAAUUGGUGUAAUUUCGCCUUGUACUUUUUUUUGGUCAGGAUCAGAGACUUCUUUGAUUUCCUACCACUAAGCAACAAGAACCCUUCACCAAUCAGAGAGUCUGAUGAUCCAUGGUAAGUGUAAAUUAAUAAAAUAAUUGUGAGACCCUAAAUUAGUGACAUCAAAAUCUACCUUCUCCUCAUCAUCAAAUGCACAUUGAGAGCUUAUUACAAGAGAAUAUUCAGAAUAUAAACUUUGCAAGAAGAAUAUGGGGCAACCAGUAUAGGAAGCAUUUUAAGUCCCUGCUCGCUUAUGAUUUAUUAGAAAAGACUGUUGGUCAACAGUCGGCGGACUGUUGGCCGACAGAUUUUUUGGGAGGAGCUGUUCUUCACUUUUUUUGAAAGUCAGUUUUACAACUAGGCAAGAAUCCAAUGAUUCAGUUUUUAAUAAUUUAUGUUAUAACCUAAUUAAGUGUUAGAGCGGUUUUCACUUGACUGUCGAAAGGGAUUGGUUUUGGUUUUGGUUUUGGUUUUACUACGCCCUUUGGUUGGCUAGUGUAUUUACUUUGGUUUUGGUUUUACAACAGUCAAGUGAAAACCGCUCUAAACUACGUUAUAUAUGCUGCAUUCUUUUGAAUGAGAGCUGAAUACACAAAUAGUGGACAGUGAUAAAGUCUUAACAAUGUUAAUAUUCUGUUGUUUUCAUUUAGUGAUAGAACAAUUCCAAACCUGGACACCUUGGUUCCAUUUGACUCAACCAAAGCUUAUGACAUAUUGGACGUAAUAUACCCAGUAAGUGUCCUUUGUGUUGGAAAACAGAUUAUUUUUACAAUGUACCUUUCUUGUUCAAAAAAUGUUUAUCAAGGUCGAUCCCCAGUUUUCUAGCCUGUGGUCGAAUAAUUUAGAUGUGUAUUUCCAGGCAUUAGUACUCUCUAUCAACAUGUUAUGCCUGAAAAUCCAAGCCAAACAAUUGCAAACUGUGAUGUAAGAGUUUUUUCUGUGGUUGACCAAUCAGAUCAUAUAUAAAGGAUAGAAUUGGCAAGUAGUGGUGUAACGAUUAAUCAAAUUCUCAAUUAAUCGCGAUUAUGACCGUUCGGUUUGAUUCACAAAUCUUUCCUUCCACGUUUCGAUUUGGGUUCAGGGUGGGUUCAGGGUGCCCUCAGUGAGUUAUUCAUUAUUUUAAAAUCAGAAUCCAGAACUCUUUAAAAUGUGCGCUUUUGAUUGAUAAACAAAGACGAUAGCAGUUCCUGUGCCAUUUUGUGUUGCCUGGCAAAAAUGCUGUCUUUCAACCACUCCUUGAGAAUUUCCAAAUAAGGCAAACCAUGUGUGACACGCUAUUUGUCAGGUUCUCAAACAUGGUGACGAACCAAGUGACUGUGAAUCCUCCUGUCCCUCUUACUGUUCUCAAAUUGAGGGUUAAGGGUUGCAUGUUGUUAACAUUACGCGUUAUGUUAUAAAAAUUACGACACAAAAAUAUAUAAUCGAAAUCAAAAGGCAAUAAUCGAAAUCGAUUCGAAUCACAAGGCAUAUGAAUCGUUACGCCCCUAUUGGCAAGAGUAUGCUCAAAUGUAUUACUGAAGGUAUGGUAAAAUGGAAACCAUAAAUGCGCAACUUGUUCUGCAACAUUGCUGCAAAACGAGUUGGAAUGCGAUGUUGCACAUUUUAUCACCCACAAAUCAACCUGGUCUUGCAACAAAUCAGGUUGUUGUCAACCUGAUUUGUUACACAGGUUUGAACGUGGGUGGUAAAACGCGCAACAUCGCUACCAUAGCUAGCUUAAAGAAGGUUUCCUUCCUCUUUCUCUCCUCAAAGGUCUACUUGGAAAGAUCUGUGAUUUUAUUUGUGUUUUAACUUAGUUUACUCCGCUUGUAACUUUGAUAACAUUUUUAUUUGCAGAUAGUAGAUGACGGUGAAUUCUUUGAGACUUCUCCUGAUUAUGCUAAGAACAUUGUGGUGGGAUUUGGGCGCAUGAAUGGUCGUACCGUGGGCGUGGUUGGCAAUCAGCCAACAGAAGCUGCCGGUAAGUGUUGUUACAUGUAGUCGUUAUUAAAUAGGGUAGGAAGACUUAGGUGGGAAGGAAGGAAUUCUUUUUUUUAAUGUUGCCAAAAAAUGAUAAAAUUAAUUAUAGUUAUUUGCUGUUAUGUUGCAUAAUAUAUUUAGGGGUUUUCAUUAAUUAUUAUGACCUUUGGGUGGGGCAGGGUGGAGGGCCAUGGGUUAUUUUCAAAAGGCCUGUGGUGACCUUGGUCUUUAUAAAGUAAAUUGAUAUGCCUAAAAGCCCAAAGGUUUGAUCAAGUACAACAUGGAUGAGUGAGGUCAGUUGUUGAUUUUUUGCUCUCUACAUGAGAGUGGUUAAGGAAAAUUUUGCAUAAAUUUAUCCUCCCAUCUUUUGGGUCAUGAGCAAUUAAAGCCCCGUAUGCCCAUUUUAAUUAACCACCUGUCUCCUCUAAAUCCAGCAAGCAGAAAAAAGGCUCUGCUGGGUGCAGGGUGCAUUUUCAAUUGCCAAAAUUGAAAUACAAUAACUACAUUUUAAUGUUAUGUGUAUUUUUCUUCCCCACCUUUGUAGGCUGCUUGGAUAUCAAUGCAUCCGUUAAGGGAGCCCGUUUUGUUCGUUUCUGUGAUUCUUUCAACAUUCCAAUAAUCACCUUUGUGGAUGUUCCAGGAUUUCUUCCAGGUCUGUUUUCCUGUUUGUGGCAACUCUUACAAGGCUGCUCUUUGUUAAAUUAUUAACAUACUCUAAAAAUACUUAUAGUUUAUUAGUUGUUUCAAGUGACAAACCAUAACUGAUGUGCAAGAAAAGACAAGGCAGUAGUGACUUUUGAGAAGUGCUAUGUAAUGCUCCAUGAAAACCAUUGUCUAGUUUAUCCCACACCUUACUAAAAAUAUUCUAUUAGUCAAGACUAACUUAUUGUGUUUUGGCUGUACAUAAUUCAUAAUUCUUAUUGCGGGAUAUACUUUUGUGUCCAUUUGGAAAAAGUCCACUAAUAACUUGGGGUUAAUUGGGGGAUGUCCCUGCAAAUGAAAAUAAUUUCCUUAACUUAGUUGCAAAACGUUCAUUAUCGCAGGGACACAUCAAGAACAUGGUGGUAUUAUUCGACAUGGUGCCAAGCUUUUGUAUGCAUAUGCUGAGGCUACAGUUCCCAAGAUAACUGUGAUCACCAGAAAAGUAAGCUUUGUUUUCUAUAUCACAUGCACGUGGCUUUUUAUUGUUAAAAGUUUAAUUUGUUUUUUCAUGACUCCCAGGAAUUGUAACUUUUGGCUGGUCUAAAAGUGUAUAGUUACUCCCGUUUAAAUUAUGGCUGUAAAGACAAACGAUCUUGUUUGUUUUAAUUGCAGUUCUAAAAAUGUGGGGGGAGGGGGGAUAAGAUAUGGGGUACUUUAAGUAUGUUGUACAGGACAUACACUUUUACAAUCAUGGUACCAUUAUAAAGUGCUCUUUUCCAUGCUCUCUUGUCUUGCGAGACCGCAGAAAAUCUUGGGGGCAGCUGAUCAGGGUCUCUGAGACAAAUUAAGAUUUCAGGAAAAGUAUAGAAUACAUGAUGCUUGACUUGAAUUUUCUUAAGGGUGGGGGAGAAAUUACUGACAUUGUAUUAUCAUAAUAUUAUCGUAGGCAUAUGGUGGUGCAUAUGAUGUCAUGAGCUCUAAACAUCUCCGUGGUGAUUUUAACUAUGCUUGGCCAACUGCUGAGGUGGCUGUUAUGGGGGCGAAGGUGUGUGUAGAGUUGUUUAGUACGUUAUUUUUAAAAUGUUGAAUAUUACUGAGUUGCACUCACUGGCCAGUUGCAUAUGAAAAAUGGGAUGGUUUGUAACUUUAGUCACUUCCAGCCUCAUGCACAGUAUUUGUAGUCCAGGGCACUAUGCAAACAACUGUGAAAAGGUCUAUUUCUUAUUUUGCGAAACAUUUCACUUUGGUUUAGAUUUUAAUAAGUGGGUACACAGAUCGCAAUGGACAGAUGGUUGUAAAGCCAUGAAACAACCAAAGUUUCUCAUACAAAUCCAGAUUUUCUUACCCAUGGCAAAAUGGCACAGUACUCUGGCAUGUGGAGCUCCACUAUAAAGAGGUUGAAAAUGGUAGAAUCUGUUAAACUCAGAAACCCUAGUUUUAAAUUAACUGAAACCUGUAUUUCAGUGAAAGGUUCUUAACUCGGAGACAUGAACAAGACUUGAGAUUGACUUAGACCCAAUCAUUUCAGCUAAUAAUGUGACUGAAACUUUAGAAAAAAAUAUACCUGUAGGGCUGCCAACAAGGGCCAGGGAUCUCCGCUGGACGCCAUAAGCAUGAACCGUGGCUUAUUUGAGAGGAAACAGAAGGAGAAUAGAACAUAAAAAUUCUUAAUGAAAACCCUGUAUACCCAGCAACUUGAAAACUUAGUGAUAUACAGCCCUGAAACCCUAAAAUCACUACAGGAAUAUGAUAAUAUUACCUUUGCUUUGUUUUCUUUGUGCCAGGGUGCUGUUUCUAUCAUCUUUAGAGGAAAAGAGGAUAUUGGUGAGUCAUAUUGCCAAGGCCUACAGCCAAUCAACUCUUUGAGGCCUUUAAGUCUCCAGUAUUAACAAUAUGUACUAGCUGGUAUAAUCCGUGUCCAGAUCAAUUUGGGUAUUGCGAUCCUGUAUGUUAAUCAAAAUCAAUUGACUGGAGAGGUGCUGUCCAUUUCUAGUUUAUAUUUUAACAUUAGACUUUAAUAUACAAAAAACUUUUCCGGAUAUUCCCAAAAAGUCCUUUCCAGUCAGAAGCUGCCUGCAGAUUAACAGGUUUAAUAAACUGGUACAAAUCUAACAUUCAACAUUUUUCUUUUUCCAGAAAAAUAUGAAGCAGAAUACAUGGACAGGUUUGCCAAUCCAUUCCCAGCUGCCACAAGAGGUAAAUUUUCAUAACAUUUUCAUUUGUUACAUCUUUCUGUUUCCCAUUCCAACUUUUAUGUGGGGGAGGACAUGGUGUCAGAAGCCCAGGCCCAGGACAUGGGGGUAGGACAGGUACGGAAGGUGGGAGAGGGAAGGGUGGCUAGGGGUUCUAAUAGGGUGGAAAUGGUAGGAAAAUAAUAGGAGGAAAAUAUGCAGCAAUGCUUAAAAUUUUGCAAUGGAAAAAGGGGUGGGAGCCAGGAAUGAGAGGGGACAGGCGAAACGCAGGAGGUGUUCUUGCACUUCCCCAAGUCCUUAAUAGUCAUCACUGAAAGCUUCAGCCUGAGCCAGGGUCUUGGGCAGUGUGGAAGAGCAGAAAAAGUGAGCAAGCAGUGAAUUAACAAACAAGAUAAAACAGCAGGAAAAGAGAAAAGGAAACCUGUAAGAAUCUUUUCAAAUAGCUUAAUCCGCCCACUACACCACCCAAAUGACAAAUGUCAAAGAGUCUAAAGGUGUGGUGUAGGGUUGUUUGCUCAACAGAUUUGUUAGACUACACAGUACAUGUAAAGCCAAAUGAUUGACAUAAGUGUUGAAAAAAUCUAUCAUAGUUGACCGAUCAUAGGGUAUACGACGAGCUGGUAUACUGAAAUAUGGUAUUGAAAACAAUGCUUACAGGUUCCACCACUCCAUCUCUUUCCACCUCCCAUGCAGUUUUCUCACAAUUCUUCUUGAUCUGCUUUCUGCAACUUCUUGGAGCCUGGAACGGUCUAUGAAACUUUCAAUCCCCACUAAGUCAAUAUUAGCAUUAUUUGCUAUUGACCUGUAGAGUCUGCCAGUUAAUGGAAAAUUAAUUAUGUUAUAUUACCCUUCUCCUGUAUGCAGGAUUCGUGGAUGACAUUAUCAAGCCUCACAUGACCCGUAAACGAAUCUGCAGGGAUCUUGAAGUGCUAGCCACCAAGCAACUUACCAAUCCUUGGAAGAAACAUGGCAACAUUCCUUUGUAAAGUACCCUUCAACUGCCUGGCGCUGUUUGGUAGUUUUUAGCGUAGGUUAGGCCAUUCCCUUGUUUAUCUUGGGUCUCUUUUCUUCUGGCCAUCCCAGAUUUAACCUUUCAAGAAAACAAAACAAUACCAUAGGAAAGCAAACUGGUGGUUGUUCUAAAGAGUGUAAAUUGCUGUUGUUGUUGGACAGUAUUCUGACAGAUGUGUCACAUUUACACAGAGCUGAUAUAGAUCAGUCAUGCUGUAAGACUUAAUCUGUGUAGCAAAUGUUUCCAUUCAACUUAUUGCAUGCCUCUUUGUUGCUCUUGUUCCAACUCUCUUGAUUGACUCGCACAGAAAUGUUUGGGCUUCUGUAGAUAUAGAACCUGCUUUAAAUUUAAAAUGUAUUUCAGUCAUGCAAAAUAGUAGGCAUGCACUUUUGGGAUUACCAUAAACAAAAGGUCUGUGGUUUGUAGUUCUAAUCUACUCUGCUUUAGUUUUUUCAGUCUUGCUUCUUUGUUUAAGAAAAAUCCCCAAAUUAAUAAAUUAAUAUAGAAAAGAGGAAAAAAUUGUGGUGAUGGCCUUACUACAAAAUAAACUAGUUUACUCCGUGAAUUUAAGUACAGUUUUUUCCCCAAAAUCAUAGCAGACAUUGCAAAGCCUUCAUCCAGGUCUGGAUCUUCUCAAUUGGUGGGAUGAUCAAGACCAUUUGGGUAAUUAUAAGUUUAUAGAAACUGUCCUCUUUUAGGCCAGUCAGUUCUAUCCACUGAUUUUGAUCACUCCAAAUCAUCCUACCAGCUCAUCCCACAUCACAUGGAAGGUAUAAUGGGCAAUUCCAGAAAAUAUCCAUACCCAACCACGGGUGUCUAGAAAACUCAGACCUAGAAAACACAGACCACAGACCUCAGACCUAGAAAACCCAGACCUCGAAAACACAGACCUAGAAAACCCAGACCUCGAAAACACAGACCUAGAAAACCCAGACCUCGAAAACACAGACCUAGAAAACACAGACCUCGAAAACACAGACCUAGAAAACCCAGACCUCGCAAUUUAAAACGAGUCUUAAGACCUACACAUUUGAUGACAACAGUUUACGCAUGGCGCUUAUAUUCCGUAUAGUUUAUAGCUACUGGCGUGCCGACUUUGCUUUUUUUUGGUCGUUUGACGUUUAUCUAUAGCUAUUGCUGGACUGAGCAACAAGAAAAGGCAGCAGUCAAACGCAGGCUUCCUUUGUUGGUCUAGGAUCCAUGAUUGCGUGAUGGAAUGCCCCAUUCUUUUUUUUUUAUCUUUUCCCUUAAGUGUUGUUUUGCAAUAUAAUUAAAAAUGUAAAGCGAAAUAAAAUAUAUGGACUGAGUAGUUUUAGUAGUGUGAAGGAGAUUAUUCGGAAGGCCCUGCAAUUUUCGUGAAUACAUCACACAUCAUCUUUAUUAGCGACUAAACAGCUGACUAAAAAUCACAAUUACUUGGUACAACCGGAGCGGCAAAUUGUAAAACAUCAGUAAAUGAACAGCAACAACGACAACAUUGAAAACCACGAAAUUGCAGUCUGUCAGCACUUAAACGGCCGCUUUGCCCAUUCUUCAGUGCUGUUUCCAUUAAGUUAUUUGUUACUUUUGCGUUACUACAUUAGUGGAAAAACCAUGUUCAUAGAAGUAAAGCUGUUGUUCUUUUACUAGUCGUUAUAAACAGGAACUGGACUACAUCGAAAAUAUCGCGUCCCAAUCCAAUGUUAAAUAACGACAGAUCGCAGGACAUUUAAAUAAUUAGUAAGACAGCGGACGGCUGCAUAUUCCAGAGAAUUAGGCGGCAUUAAUUUGCUUCUACUUGAGAUCCUGAAAACUUUUCAUUUAGAACAUUCCCAUGCAGUCCUUGUAGAGAUUGAAAUUGUACAUAACAGAUAACGAAACUGUAUCAAAAAAACAAAAAAUAUAUGUUAAAAUAUAUGAAAUAUAUAAUGAUUAACGAAAUAUAACGAAACUUAUCCUUCCAUUCAAGUUUUUGUUUCCAAUAAACCAAGAAACCAUCUGUUAUAACCGAGUAUACUUGCUCUCAACAGAACUCUUCCGUAGUAUAUCGUGGAUGAAGAUUUC